UUUUCGUAAAAGUCCUUCAUUCCCACAAAGUGAGGCCACCUCUCCCCCACACAACAUGCAGCCUUCCAGGCUCACCCAAGGGCCAAAGCCCGGGGACCCUGGGGUCUGGCAGGUGAGGCCCUUGAUGGGCACCCUAGUGUUCUGAUCCUAAGCCCAAGCUGCCCAGGUGCCCACUCGGGCUCAAGCUAGAAAACCGACGUGGCAAAGGAGGACUCGAAAAGCUACCUCACACCCAGUUCAGGGUGAAGUCCCAACCUCAGUGCGUGGUACCUACUUACAGCCCUGGCAUCUCACUGCUGACCCACCAGGGGAUCCAGAUUGGUGGUGGCGGGAGAGGGGAGGAUGGUGGAGUUGGGUUGGUACAGGAUGGAGGUGAAGAUGUAAAAAUGGGAAAAAGAAACCAGACUGGGUGGGGAUGUGGGGUGGGAACACGGGUGGGGAUGGACUUGGGGCAGCCUCCGAUAUCCACAGCUUUUGGCCCGCUUUGGAGAGGUAGGUAGGGUUGUGCGUUACCACCCCCACCGCCCCCCCCCCACACACCGGAAAAUAAAGCUAAUGAUGUAGUAAUUUAGGAGGGGGUAAGGGGCUGGGCGACCGGAGGGAGGGCCGAUGGGGAACUCGUGCCCCAAGAGCGAAGACAAACAGCUGUGGCGGCUCUGUCCGCCGCUCAGGCUUCCCAACAGGUUAGCUAGACGGGGACCCACCCGGCAUUUCGCAGGAAGGUGGGGAGGAGUGUGUGCGGGGGGGAGGCAGGCUGAGCGAGACGGGGGAGAGCCUCGCAAGAGGACAGAGGGUGGGAGGAAGGAAAAGAGAGAUAGGAGGAAAAACGCACGCCGGCGCGGUUUAAAAGGAGACACACUUCCUAAUGAAUAUUUAUCCGCCUCUGCUUCCUGCUCCUGGCUUCCCUUACCUUGCCGCAGGUCAGUCCAUGGUAUUCCGCUCCCCCCUAGACCUCUAUUCCUCCCACUUCUUGUUGCCAAACUUCGCCGAUUCUCACCACCGCUCCCUACUUCUGGCGAGUAGCGGCGGCGGGACCGGUGCGGGAGGAGGCGGCGGCGGCGGCGCGGGCGGCGGCGGCGGGAACUGUGCGGGAGGCGGCGGUGCUGGCGGAGCAGGCGGCGGCGGCAGCGGCGGCGGCUCCAGGGCCCCCCCGGAAGAGUUGUCCAUGUUCCAGCUGCCCACCCUCAACUUCUCGCCGGAGCAGGUGGCCAGCGUCUGCGAGACGCUGGAGGAGACGGGCGACAUCGAGCGGCUGGGCCGCUUCCUCUGGUCGCUGCCCGUGGCCCCCGGGGCGUGCGAGGCCAUCAACAAGCACGAGUCGAUCCUGCGCGCGCGCGCCGUGGUCGCCUUCCACACGGGCAACUUCCGCGACCUCUACCACAUCCUGGAGAACCACAAGUUCACCAAGGAGUCUCACGGCAAGCUGCAGGCCAUGUGGCUCGAGGCGCACUACCAGGAAGCCGAGAAGCUGCGCGGCCGCCCGCUCGGCCCGGUGGACAAGUACCGCGUGCGCAAGAAGUUCCCGCUGCCGCGCACCAUCUGGGACGGCGAGCAGAAGACGCACUGCUUCAAGGAGCGGACUCGGAGCCUGCUGCGGGAAUGGUACCUGCAGGACCCCUACCCCAACCCCAGCAAGAAACGAGAACUGGCGCAGGCCACCGGCCUCACUCCCACACAAGUAGGCAACUGGUUUAAGAACCGGAGGCAGCGCGACCGCGCCGCGGCGGCCAAGAACAGGCUCCAGCACCAGGCCAUUGGACCCAGCGGCAUGCGCUCGCUGGCCGAGCCCGGCUGCCCCACGCACGGCUCGGCAGAGUCGCCGUCCACGGCGGCCAGCCCCACCACCAGCGUGUCCAGCCUGACGGAGCGCGCGGACACCGGCACCUCCAUCCUCUCGGUAACCUCCAGCGACUCGGAAUGUGAUGUAUGAUACCCGAGGCCGCCCUCCUCCCGCUCUGUCCCCUCCUCGCCCCCUCCUCCUCCUCGACCUCUUCCUCCUCCUCCUCUUCCUCCUCCAGCCCCAGAACAAACCGGUAUCAGGACACACGAUCAUGCACACAACGUACACACACACUCCUACCCCCAGCCAAACAUCUAUAAAAACCAAGAAAAAUAAAUUUAACGCAAAACCAUCAACAACCCCCAACCACCAUCUACCACCACGGCCACCCCAAAGGACCGCGACGCCGACAGACAGCCACAGGCGCUGAUGUCGUGGGCGGAAAACGUAAAAGAGGUGACAAUUGUAUACUUUCUAGGACAAGCACGGCUUCUCCUUUCGGUUCCCACGGACCCGGCACCCCGCCUGCAUGACGAUUUAUUUGUAUCUGGGAAAAUAUUCUCUCUAGUUUAAAACGAUUUAAAAAGAAUCGACUAUACAAAAACCGACCACCACCACGAUGACAAGACAACAAAAGCAAAACAGACGAAAAGAAAAAAAAAAUAAAACCACCAUCCCCUUCGGAAUUUGUUUUUAACAAAACAAAACAAAACAAAACAAAAAACUCCUGGAGAGGGAAAUAGCAAAUGUUCCUGGCCUUUUGUUGCUCUCUCUCUCUUCCUCCUCUCUCUCUCUCUCUCCCUCCCUCUCUCUCUCUCUCUCUCUCUCUCUGUUUUUAAGUCCAAGUAUUGGUCAAACAAGAUGCAAUUUUCUGUUUUUUGUUCAGCAGACAAUCAUUUUCUUCGUAAGCACCUUUUUCUCUCCACUCUGUCACUGCCUGUGUGGGUACUGGUUAUAAAUGUGGAAAAAGAAUAGUUAUGACUGUAACAGAUUUUUAUUUUUAUUUCAAAAUUUUAUAUGAAUUAUGUAUAUCUUAAUGAUCGGUCAUUUUCCCAGUUUGUAAUAUAUGUGUAGAAAUUGCCUGUAUAUGAUAUUGCUUUUUCUCCUCUCCCUUUCUUCCCUUCGCUCUUCUCCAUCCUCCUCCCCCCUCCCUGCUCACCUGUCUCUUUCCUUUUGGGAGAUUCCUCUCCCCCUCGGUGUCCCAGGCUUCCACCUGGCAGUUAGGGCGUGCUGGGGGGCUAGGGUAAGAUGAGGGACCCUGUUGCUAGCGAAAGCGGAGAGUGAGACCGUAGUAUUCUUAUGCAAGAGCUAUUUCAAGUAUUUCCUAGCUGCUUUGGAGAUAUCUCUCACUCCCCGUAGGGCGCUUUCACUGUUAUCUUAACUGCGUGUUUAUCUAUAUGUAAAAACUUUCUAAAGCAAAUACAGUAUUCUCCAUUUUCUUAUCA
Molecule: messenger RNA, 3225 nt
Organism: Phyllostomus discolor (pale spear-nosed bat)
Lineage: Eukaryota; Metazoa; Chordata; Mammalia; Chiroptera; Phyllostomidae
Gene: SIX3
Product: SIX homeobox 3
Exons: 3
Coding region: 866-1930 (354 amino acids)
Biological process (GO): regulation of transcription by RNA polymerase II; brain development; eye development
Cellular component (GO): nucleus; transcription regulator complex
Molecular function (GO): RNA polymerase II cis-regulatory region sequence-specific DNA binding; DNA-binding transcription factor activity, RNA polymerase II-specific
Source: RefSeq, a predicted model, not a curated record